This is a messenger RNA of Miniopterus natalensis, 2626 nucleotides long. Lineage: Eukaryota; Metazoa; Chordata; Mammalia; Chiroptera; Miniopteridae. The record is from RefSeq and is a predicted model, not a curated record.
GGCCCCCAUGGCGUUAGCGUGUGGUGAGCAGGUGUGCCCUGUGCCACCCCGAGAGGCUGAGCCUGCGAGUAGGAGCCUCCGUAGGUUGGGGGCCUGUGGCCGGAGCACAGACCCUCCCGAAAGGUUCCCAGGCAGCUGUGGGCAGGGCAGCGGUGAGGAGGGAGCUGGUCCCUAUCAGCGGACGUCUUUCUGGUUAGAGGUUUUAUCACGUUCCGUGACCUCUGCUACGUUAUUAAACAGCCGGUUACUAGAAAGAGCUCUGCAGCCGUCUCGCGUCCCUCCACCUGUGCUCGUGAGAGAAGAGUUGCAAAGCAGAGGAGCAAAGAGGAGAUAGUGAAAGCCACCCCUGUUUUGGGGGUGCCUCCUCCCGCCUCCUAUUUCCUGCUGCAGCCCCAGGGAGGGACCUGUCGUGGGGGGAGGCGUGAGAGAGUGCUGGCCACCUGAAGGCGAAGCCGGCCGUGGGGGCGGGGUGGUGAGACUGGGGAGAGCAGGGACAGGCCCCCUGAGUGAGUGGUUGGGGCCCACCCUGGCUCACGCGUCCCUGCCCGCAGCAUCAGAACGGGAUGUACGGCCUGCACCAGGGCGUCCACCACUUCAGCUCCUUUGACGGGGUGCGGAGCCUGCCGCUGCUGCUACGCGGAGCCGCCGUCCGCACAGGCAUCAUCGGGAAGAAACACGUGGGGCCGGAGACCGUGUUCCCCUUCGACUUCGCGCACACGGAGGAGAACGACUCCGUUCUCCAGGUGGGGCGGAACAUCACCAGAAUUAAGCUGCUGGUCCGGAAGUUCCUGCAGACAGGGGACAGCAGGCCUUUCUUCCUGUACGUGGCCUUCCACGACCCUCACCGCUGCGGCCACUCCCAGCCCCAGUACGGGACCUUCUGUGAGAAGUUCGGCAAUGGGGAAAGCGGCAUGGGGCGGAUCCCUGACUGGACCCCACAGAUCUACGCCCCACAGGACGUACAGGUGCCUUACUUCGUCCCCGACACCCCGGCAGCCCGGGCUGACCUGGCCGCUCAGUACACCACCAUCGGCCGGAUGGACCAAGGGAUAGGGCUGGUGCUCCAGGAGCUGCGGGCAGCCGGCGUCCUGAACGACACCCUGGUGAUCUUCACCUCCGACAACGGGAUCCCCUUCCCCAAUGGCAGGACCAACCUGUACUGGCCGGGCACUGCGGAGCCCUUGCUGGUGUCGUCCCCAGAGCACCCACAACGCUGGGGCCAGGUCAGCGAGGCCUACGUGAGCCUCCUAGAUCUGACACCCACGGUCCUGGACUGGUUCUCCAUCCCCUACCCCCGCUACGCCAUCUUCGGCUCGAAGACUGUCCAGCUCACUGGCCGGUCUCUCCUGCCAGCGCUGGAGGCGGAGCCCCUGUGGACCACCGUCUUCGGCAGCCAGAGCCUGCACGAGGCCACCAUGUUCUACCCCAUGCGCUCCGUGCAGCGGGGGGCCCUCCGCCUCGUGCACAACCUGCACUUCAGGAUGCCCUUCCCAGUGGACCAGGACCUCUACGUCUCGCCCACCUUCCAGGACCUCCUGAACCGCACCACCGCCGGCCAGCCCACGGGCUGGUACAAGGACCUGCACCAGUUCUACUACCGGGCACGCUGGGAGCUCUACGACCUCAGCCAGGACCCCCACGAGACCCAGAACCUGGCCGGUGACCCGCGCUACAGCCAGGUGCUGGACCUGCUCCGGACCCAGCUGGCCAAGUGGCAGUGGGAGACCCACGACCCCUGGGUGUGCGCACCCGAUGCAGUCCUGGAGGAGAGGCUCUCACCCCAGUGCCGGCCUCUCCACAAUGAGCUGUGAGCGCCCCGGGCACAACCAGUUUUGGGCAGUGACCACAGCCCUCCGUGUCCAUCCAGGGAGGUCUCUCUCACAUGCUGGCCUCAUUCGCGCCUCUGCUGGGAGAGGAGUAGAGGGAGUGUGCCCAGCCCCCCAACUCGUGGCACAGGACAUCACUGUCCCUGUGUCUGUGUCCCAGCACAGGAAUCCCAGGGGGGACCUAGGACAGGGUGGGAUUGCAGCCCUUGCCAGGUGAGGGUGGUCUGGACCAGGGGUCUUGUUUUCUGGGUUGGUAUCCUGGGCUCGACCCUUCUCCUCUAGGAACCACAGGUGUCCCUGUGCCCUUCUCGCGGGAGGAGACCAGGCCUCGUGUGCCACGUGGGUGGUGGGUGGGCCCAGAUCCCACUCUGGGGGCGCAGUAUUGACUUGAUAACUCUGGCUCUGAGGAAACCUUGGAAAGAGCCACGGUCAAGUUCCCGGCCCAGGCUGGGUUUCCACUGGGCCACCAGUUCCCAGCAGGCCCAAAUGAUGAGUUUGAUCCUGUGGUCAUCCACCUUCUCAUGUCCAGGGUUGAGGUCCCCACCCUCAGGCUGGUUCCCUGUGUGGAGGACACGUAGGUCUGCUGUGGACGCUGCUCCUGGAAUGUCCCAGAACCGCCUGCCCCGCCCACCCUAGGAGCAGAGGCUGCACCUGGGAAAACGCGGGAAGGGGCUUUCACCCUGGAUGGGGGUCCUUCGCCCCUCCCUCCCCAUCAGCUCCGUCCUGGAGGCAUAGAGAGCCAGGGGCCAGAACACUGUAAAAGCUUAUUUUAAUAAAACGCACCAAAGCCCUCUUCUGAA